Saccostrea echinata is the source of this 3519-nucleotide messenger RNA. Its product is annotated as centrosomal protein of 104 kDa-like. The record is from RefSeq and is a predicted model, not a curated record. NCBI's taxonomy places the organism in Eukaryota, Metazoa, Mollusca, Bivalvia, Ostreida, Ostreidae. The coding region runs from base 76 to 2727 and encodes 883 amino acids. Gene Ontology annotation, cellular component: cilium. The transcript is spliced from 28 exons. Gene Ontology annotation, molecular function: protein binding.
CGCCAUUGAUGUCAAUGUACACAAACUGAAUGUUGUCAAGUUAAUAUCAGUGUGUCCAUUAAGAUGUAAAGCAACAUGCCGCGAAAGUUACCAUUCCGAGUGAUUCAUGUGUCUGGUCAAGAUGAGAGUUACAGGGCAGCAGAGCUUAAUUAUCACAGCCCCUUAACGAAGGGAUGGCAGUCCUCAAGAUACUGCCUGUACCCACAGGACAUAGUUUUACAGCUAGAACACAGGUCUAGGCUGCGGAAAAUUCAGAUCCUCUCCCACCAGUACCUGAUAGCAACAAAAAUCGAGUUCUUUGUUGGGGAUGUACCUGAUGAGCAGACACAAGAUUUGGAAAACGCACGCUACACACGACUUGGGUACGUGUCUUUAUCAGACAAUGAGAAGACUGGAUACAAGGCGCGAGAGCUGAAGUCGGUACAUGUGGAUGCCAUCGGACUGUUCCUAAAACUGAACAUCCACAAAAAUCACAUCAACAAGUAUAAUCUCUAUAACCAGGUUGGUAUCAUUGCUAUCAAUGUGAUUGGAGAUGAAAUCAAACAGAGACCUACAGAUAUUACAGACCCAGAUUUGUUUUUGGAUCAUGAAAAGAGGAAGGCAAUUGAGGGUGACCCUUCAUUAGAAGGACUCUACAACAAACCUGACUUUAUUUCACCCCUGGAUGAUUUGGCUUUUGAUAUGUAUCAAGAUCCGGAGAUAGCAGGCAUUAUCCGAAAAUUAGAAAAGAAAAAGCAGGAAGCCGUUUUACAGGAGCGAUUUGAGUAUGCUAAGAGAUUGAAAGCUGCGAUAUCAGAGCUACAGAAGGUGGGGGAGAAGCUGGGGAAAUAUGAAGUGGAGAAGAGACAGGCUGUAGAGAAUGAGGAUUAUGACAAGGCCAAACUAAAGAAAGUCCAGAUGGAUGAGUACAGAUUACAGGUCUACAAAGAUCUCAAUCUACCAGACUUACUGGAAACUUCAGGGUCAAGGCAUCCACAAACUAUUGACUUGGAACCUAUUCGUCAGCCGACUCCGCCACGAUUACAGGAGUUAUCCUAUAGGACCCCACCCCACAGUCCCCCACCCAGGACACCAUAUGAUGAGAGACCCCUCCCAGCCAUGAAAAAUAAAGACACAAAGCCGUCCAGUGAUUCCCCUCCCCCUCCUAGAACCCCUUACGAUGAGCGGUUAUUGCCAGUCAAACCCCCAUCUGUCCCAGAGGAAGAAGAUCCCCCUCCAGAGAGUAGUGCAGGAAUCACGGGAGAACCUGAGCCAAUGUCAGAAAAGGAAUUGAGAGAGGCCUCCUACGCCAUUGACGUGUUUGGAGAACCUUUGGUCUCUAAAGCUUACAGUAAGACAUGGUCCUACAGGGAGGAUGCCCUAUUAGCUGUGUACAAACAGAUCCAGGAGACCAGCGUGUCUGGAAAAGAGGAGUGUAGGAAUAUACUCAGGGCAGCCAUCUUCCUAGUCAAGAGAGCCAUUGACGACAAGGUCUAUGCUGUGUUCAAGGCUGGUUUACAUCUGCUGAAAAUGAUCCUGACUGAAUUCAUUCCCCAACACAAAUUACAAAAACAGGACACUAUUUAUGCAGUGGAGAAAACAAUCCCAAAUCUUCUACAUAAGGCAGGAGAUACUGCGGCAAGAUGUCGUGAAGAUGCAAAGAACUUUGUGUUGGAUGAAGCUAGCUUUACUGAUGUUAAGCCAACCAAUAUAGUCCCCCAUGAGUGUGUGAAGCCAUUUAAGUUAACACUGGCUCCUCGGCAAGCUCAAUCACAGUGUGAAAUAGUGGAGGCCUUGUACAAAAAGCUCGGAAUCAAAUCCAACACUGGCUUGACAUUAGAAAACCUGAUGCAGUUCUGUGUGACAGCACUUGGUCAUCAUGCAGGGGAGGUGAGGGAUGUAGCAGAGCGCAUCAUAAAAGAUCUAUAUAGGGAAGUAAAAGAUCCUGUCAAGGACUACCUCCCACCCGACAACGAAAAAAAUCGUAAAAUUACACUCUACAGGCAGUUGUUUGAAUACUUCGACAAAGUGGAUGGAAAACCUAGUAAAGGAGAUAUAAAGAAAAAGAGGGCAGACGAGGAGAAAAAGAAACAGCAGGAAAUUGACAUGUUACAACAGCAACUGCAACAACUGAAAGAUAUGGCUUCUGGUAAACAGCCAAUUGAUGAGUCUUUGGUAGAAUCCAAGAAACCAGCCCCUAGGAGACCUAGUGUUGCAUCAAAGAAGAUGGGCCAGAAACCUGAUCCAAAGAAAAAGAAUGAUAAAAAGAAGCAGAAGGAUGAUGACGAUGUUUCCAUGUACAAUAUGGACAACAUCUGUAUUUUCUGUGGAGAGAGAAAUGAGAGCUUUACAGAGGAAGGAUUAGAUCUGCAUUAUUGGAAACAUUGCCCUAUGUUAAAGAGAUGUACUAACUGUAAACAGGUUGUGGAGAUAGCCAGCUACACAGAACAUUUACUGACGGAGUGCGAGGCUAAAUCUAACUACUCCAAGUGUCCGCGAUGUUCAGAGGCUAUUCCUAAGUCAGACUUUGAUGAACAUGUAGCUGCAAAAAGCUGUAAUCCUUCCAAGCAAGGCUUUAACCACUGUCCACUGUGUCACCAGAAUAUAGGGGGUGGAGAGGAAGGAUGGAAAUCCCACUUAAUGAGCAGGGAAGGGUGUAAACAGAACCCCAGAAGACUCCUGGCCCUCAAUAAACCAGCAGCAGGGAAAUCGAAAGCUGCACCAAAGGGCAAGAAAACUCCACGAUAAAUUCCAGGACAUUUGGAUUUUAUUUACGUGCUUCUCUGUGAUAUUAUUCUGGAUUAUAGUUCAUGAUUUAACCCAAUCAGAUUCCAACCCUUAGAACAUCGAGUUAGACAUUUUCAGAAAUGGAUGCAAUAUGUAGAAUAGCUACAUAUAUACUGUAUAUUAUUUUAUGUAAACUUUAUGCAUAGUUUUAUAUAGUGCUGAUAUACAUCCAAAUUUUCAUAAGAAAAUGUUACAAAAUGUUGAUGCUGCACAAUUCUGCUGCCCCUAGUGCCAAUAACUUUAUUAUAAAAAGAUGUGCUGAGGAAAUUCAGAAUCUCGGGAUUGUUCAUGUAACACACUCUCGUAAAAUUUGUUUAUGUUGUGUGUUUUGGUGAAUGCAAUCAAGGGAACCGUUUUGUUUAUUUGUUUUCUUAAGUGGGAUUUUGAGGUCUUAGUUUUGUAUGUGACUUUUAAUCGUCAUGCACAGUCUUACAUGUAUAUGUAGGUCUGUAAAUUCUCUCUUUUUUCUCGUGAUUCUUUGUUACUACCAUCUUACCUCAAAGUUUUUAAUUAAUCUUCCAUCAGGUUCUGAAACUAAUCAAAAUGUUCAUUUUAAAAUGCUCCCAGAAAAAAAACAAUCAUUGUCUUAAAUUUUCCCUGUCGGCUAGUUUUGUCAAUUUGAUCUGCAAGUACAAGACUGUGUACUACUGUGUAGUUCCAGUUGUGUAGAUGCUAGUAUGCAUUUUUUAUGGGAAAGCAAGUUUUAUCAAGUUUAGGAAAAUGAGAGGCAGGAAUUAAAGCAUAUUAUAGGUA